Molecule: messenger RNA, 885 nt
Organism: Spea bombifrons (plains spadefoot toad)
Lineage: Eukaryota; Metazoa; Chordata; Amphibia; Anura; Pelobatidae
Gene: CCDC124
Product: coiled-coil domain containing 124
Exons: 5
Coding region: 96-746 (216 amino acids)
Biological process (GO): transcription by RNA polymerase II
Cellular component (GO): nucleus
Molecular function (GO): transcription coactivator activity
Source: RefSeq, a predicted model, not a curated record
GACGUCAUCUAUGAGCUCCUGGCAUGCGUACGGGAGGCUGUGGUUGUUGCGCGCGCCUUAUAGGAAACUGAUGGUGAGUGAUGAUCUGCUGAGGGAUGCCCAAAAAGUUCCAGGGCGAGAACAGCAAGUCAGCCACAGCCCGUGCCCGUAAGGCCGAGGCAAAGGCUGUGGCGGAUGCAAAACGCAAACAGGAUCUGGAAGACGCAUUCUGGAAAGAGGAUGACAAACAUGUUCUACGCAAGGAACAGAGGAAGGAGGAGAAGGAGAAGCGUCGCUUGGAGCAACUGGAAAGAAAAAAGGAAGCCCAGCGCUUGCUAGAAGAAGAGGAUGCCAAGGUCAAGGGAAAGCCACAAAAAUCAGAACCUUCCAAAGUAACUCGAGCACAAAUAGAAGAAACUUUACGCAAAGAAGGGGAGCAUAAGAGCACUGUCGAAAACCCCAAAACUCACCUACAAAUGCCUUUGGAAGAAAACCUGAACCGUCGUGUCCUAGAGGAAGGGGAAGUGGAGGCACGCACGGUAGAGGAUGCCAUUGCAGCACUAAGUGUAAGUAAAGAGCUUGACAGACAUCCAGAGCGCCGGAUGAAAGCUGCUUUCGCUGCCUACGAGGAGAUCAGUCUGCCACGGCUUAAGCAAGAGAACCCAAAUAUGCGUCUUUCCCAGCUUAAACAACUUCUUAAAAAGGAAUGGAUGAAGUCUCCAGAGAAUCCGAUGAAUCAGCAACACAAUGCCUACAAUGCAGUCUAACAACCCACAUAUCUUCAAUUCACUAAAAUAGUCAUUUUCCCGUGACUUUAAACAGGACAGAGGGGCUGGAAACACUCCUAGGAAAACUGUAAUGUACUGGUGUUCAUGAGUGGACACUUUUUUUUUUUUUUUUUUUUUU